AAGUUCGACCUCAAAUGACGUGCGCCGCUUUUUCGGUUCGCAAACUCGCUGACGUUUCGUGCCUCUUCGUUGCAAACAUUUGCUGGUCUCUCGACACGGGCAGGUUUUCCCGUCGUUUUAGGUGAAAUCUUGCUCCAAAACCCACGUCCGGACGCCAACAUGAAACCGCUGAUGCUCCAGGGGCACGAGCGUGCCAUCACGCAGAUCAAGUACAACCGGGAGGGCGAUCUGAUCUUCUCGACGGCCAAGGACCACAAGCCGUCGGUGUGGUUCUCGCUGAACGGCGAACGUCUCGGCACGUACAAUGGCCACCAGGGUGCCGUCUGGUGCGUGGACGUCGACUGGACCACGACGCGGCUCAUCACCGGCGCCGGUGACAUGUCCACCAAGCUGUGGGACGUCGAGACGGGUUCCGUGCUGGGGACGAUUCCGUGCAACUCGGCGGCGCGUACGGCCAACUUUAGCUUCUCCGGCAACCAGGCCUCGUACUCGACGGACAAGGCUAUGGGUCACAACAGCGAGCUGUUCAUCAUCGACGUCCGGAACGUGGACUCGAGCAUCAGCAGCCAGAGCCCGGUGCUGAAGCUGACCAUGAACCAGUCGAUCCAGACCAAGAUCACGUCGAUGCUGUGGGGCGCCCUGGACGAAACCGUCAUCACCGGGCACGAGAACGGCUCGAUCCGCAUCUGGGAUCUGCGCACGGCCAAGGAGCUCAACUCGGUCAACGACCACACCGGCGUCAUCAACGACAUGCAGCUGUCCGCCGACGGAACGAUGCUGGUGUCCGCCUCCAAGGACACCACCGCCAAGCUCUUCGACUCCGAGUCCCUGAUGUGCUUGAAGACGUACAAGACGGAGCGACCGGUCAACUCGGCCGCCAUCAGCCCCAUCCACGAGCACGUCGUCCUCGGCGGAGGUCAGGAAGCGAUGGAGGUCACCACGACCUCGACCAAGUCCGGCAAGUUCGACUCGCGCCUGUUCCACCUGGUGUACGAGGAGGAGUUUGCCCGCGUCAAGGGCCACUUCGGUCCGAUCAACAGUUUGGCGUUCCACCCCGAUGGCAAGAGUUACGCGACGGGCGGCGAGGACGGUUUCGUGCGAGUUCAGGUGUUUGAUGCGUCGUACUACGAGUUUGUGUUCGAGUAAACGAUCCCCCAACCCCUCCGCUUGGUAAAGUUCUGUGAACCAGAAGAAAAGAGACUUAUUUGAAAAAAAGAACAGUGAGUGCGAGAGCAAGAGAGACAGUAGCCGGAAAGUGAGCGGUGGCUGGCCAACUAACGGGGGCCACUGCACAAUUAUAAAUUAAAGAAAACAAAACAUUCACGCGAGGACAAAGUUUGCUGCUGCAGAUUGAUUGGAGCAUGUUCCGCGGCGGUAUGGACCGGCAUCUGAAUAAACUUAGAAUGUUGGUAACAUACAGAAGA
Culex quinquefasciatus (southern house mosquito) is the source of this 1424-nucleotide messenger RNA. RefSeq names its product eukaryotic translation initiation factor 3 subunit I (gene eIF3i). The record is from RefSeq and is a predicted model, not a curated record. Gene Ontology annotation, biological process: cytoplasmic translational initiation. The coding region runs from base 160 to 1146 and encodes 328 amino acids. Gene Ontology annotation, cellular component: cytoplasm; eukaryotic translation initiation factor 3 complex, eIF3m. Lineage: Eukaryota; Metazoa; Arthropoda; Insecta; Diptera; Culicidae. Gene Ontology annotation, molecular function: protein binding; translation initiation factor activity; RNA binding. The transcript has 3 exons.